Messenger RNA from Seminavis robusta, 369 nucleotides. Lineage: Eukaryota; Bacillariophyta; Bacillariophyceae; Naviculales; Naviculaceae. The record is from the annotation of a GenBank genome assembly.
AUGCAUGGCAUGUCUCCCAUGAAAAGGAUGCAGGGAAGGAGUCCCAACAAUGUAGAAGGUCCUGUUGGUUCAGGAAAUCCAGACUGCUUUGGUGGCAAUCCACAAGGUAAUGACAGUGGUGGCCAAGGAGAUCCUGAUGGCACUGAUCCAUGUCCUGGAGGAGGUGGAGGCGGUGGCAAUCCAGAACCAGAACGCAGGUACUUUCGCGCCAAGGCAGAUGCCACAGCCUACCCAACCCUUUCUUCCAACAAAGAGUUCGAUACUUGGUAUGAGAAUCUCAUCAUCAUAGCCAGAGCCCAAGGCUUCUACAAGGUCUUCAACACUGACUAUGUUCCCAUGAACACCGAGUACUUUAACUCCUACGGAUGA